CAUAGAAAUGUAGAUCGCUGCCAGAGAGGAGCGGGAGAGCGAGGUAGCGAGUCGAGAGAGGAAGAGCGGCUUGGAGCGCAGACGCGAGUUUCAGAGCAGCGGAGUUUGAAAGUCGCUACUUGCACGCGCUGCAACUUCGCGCAGUCCCCUGCACAACGCGCCACGGAUGAAUGAAUCAAGCGACACCGCAGCCGCGCUGACGUCCACUCAAGUCACUGCUCACGUUGAUUGGAUGUAUAAAUAUGCGUGCAUACGCGAGUCUCUGAAUACGUGCGCCUGCUGUACGGUGUCCGUCUCGAGGACGUGCCUGCUUCGCUGCUGAGAGUCGAGGGAGACCACCUCCUCCCCACACCGCUCUCUCUCUCGCCUUAAUUUUAGGAAGCGGGAGAGAGAGAGAGACCCCCUCUGCUUUUGCACCCGGGCUACGAGCAGUACUGGCUGGCUGGCUUGCUGGGCUUGGAUGUGGUUAGCCAUGCCUUCUGCCUUCAGCAGUAUUGGAAUACUGUCGCACUUGUGGCUGCUGCUGCUGCCUCCUACUCUGCCGGGUCAAAUGCACCGCGUUGCAGCCUCUGCCGAACGCAUUGUCCAUCGCGACCUUCCCGGAUCCCACUACGAGGUCACCUUCCCCGUGCGCGUGAACGACCUGGGUGAGGCCAUCACUCCGGCCGCCACGGAUGCGGACGGGGCCUCCGGCGGCCGUCGCCGCCGCAGCCCCGAGCCUCCCGCGCCGCGCGCGCACUACCGCCUCGCCGCCUUCGGCAAGGACUUUCGCCUGGACCUGACGGCCGACUCGUCGUUCCUGGCGCCGGGAUACACGGUGUUACGGCUGGGCGGCGGUGGAGACGGCGGUGGCGGCGGUGGCGGCGGUGCCAGCGGUGCGGAGCGGAAGGGCCUGCGCCACUGUUUCUACACGGGGCACGUGAACGGCGUGCGCGAACACACGGCCGUGCUCAGCCUGUGCUCUGGCCUGGUGGGCACCUUCCGCACGCGCGAGGGCGAGUACUUCAUGGAGCCCGCGCCGGACGGGGAGGGCGUCCACCGACGGCCGCACUUCAUCUACCUGCGGGACGCGGGGCGCACCGCCACGCUGCGCGCCAACGCCUCCUGCGGCACCGCCGCCCAUCGAUCGACGAACGCAUCUCAGCCGUGGCCCGCUGGCGGCCCGUCGCUGGUCGACGACCUGAAGAGGGCCCGGCGCGACCUGGACGGACGGGCGGCGGAACGCGAGGGCAGCGGCGGCGAUGCCGGCGUGGCGGGCGACCGGCCUCCGAUGGCGGCCAACGGAACCGGCGGCGAUCGGCGGAGUCGAGGGGGCGACCGGCACGGGCCGGGGGAGGGUACCAGCAGGGCGCGACGCAAGCGGUUCCUGUCGUACCCGCGGCACGUGGAGGUGAUGGUGGUGGCCGACAGGAAGAUGGUGCGCUACCACGGGGAGUCGCUGGAGCACUACGUCCUCACGCUCAUGUCCAUGGUGGCCGCCAUCUUCAAAGACUCAAGCAUCGGUAAUCAAAUCAACAUCGUCCUCGUGAAAUUGGUCAUCGUUCAAGACGACAAGGAUGGCCCAUCGAUCUCCUUCAACGCCGAGACGACGCUCCGCAACUUCUGCUUGUGGCAGCAGGGCCGGAACUUACUGGACGACAGUCACCCUCUCCACCACGACACGGCCAUCCUGAUUACCCGGGAAGAUAUUUGUAGGGCGCUGAACAAAUGUGACACAUUAGGACUGGCGGAGAUCGGCACGGUGUGCGAUCAGUACCGCAGCUGCUCCAUCAGCGAGGACAGCGGCCUCAGCACGGCGUUCACCAUCUCCCACGAGCUGGGCCACGUGUUAAACAUGCCCCAUGAUGACAGCCCCAAGUGCAAGGACCUCCUCUCCAACGGCCAGUUCAACGUGAUGGCUCCCACCCUCAACUACGAGACCCACCCGUGGACCUGGUCCAAAUGCAGCCGCAAGUACAUCACGGAAUUCCUGGACGCAGGGUAUGGCGAAUGUCUGCUGGACGAGCCGGCGGCCCAGCGCUACGACCUGCCCCAGGUGUCGCCGGGCCACCUGUACAACGCCAACCGUCAGUGCGAGCUGGUGUUCGGGCCGGGCACCCAGGUGUGCCCGUACAUGAGGCAGUGCAGGCGUCUCUGGUGCACCAGCGCCGAGGACGUGAACAUGGGCUGUCGCACGCAGCACAUGCCCCUGGCAGACGGCACGGACUGCGGCCAGGGCAUGGUGUGCCGGCAGGGCCUGUGCGUGGUGCGCGAGCUGGAUGACCGCGCCGUGGAUGGAGAGUGGGGCUCCUGGGGGCCGUUUGGACCCUGCUCGCGCUCUUGCGGGGGCGGAAUCCGCCAGGCGGCAAGGGAGUGCUCCCAUCCAGAACCGAAGAACGGGGGCCGCUACUGCGUGGGUCGGAGGCUGCGUUUCCGCUCGUGCAGCACGGAGCUGUGCCCGCGGGGGCGCAGGGACUUCCGCGAGGAGCAGUGCGGCGAGUUCAACGGGCGGCACUUCAACAUCAAGGGCCUCUCGCCCACCGUGCACUGGAUGCCCAAGUACAGCGGCAUCCUCAUGAAGGAUCGCUGCAAGCUGUUCUGCCGCGCGGCCGGCUCCACGGUGUACUACCAGCUGAAGGAGCGCGUGGUCGACGGGACGCCCUGCGGACCUGACUCCAGCGACAUCUGCGUGCAGGGGCUGUGCAGGCAAGCGGGCUGCGACCACAUCCUCAACUCGAGGGCGAAGCGAGACAAGUGCGGGGUGUGCGGGGGCGACAACUCGUCAUGCCGUACCGUGAGCGGGACGUUCCACAGCGUGCAGUACGGCUACAACACAGUGGUCAGGAUCCCAGCUGGAGCCACCAGCAUCGAUGUCCUGCAGCGCAGCUUCUCGGGGAAACCUGAGGAUGACAACUACCUGGCGCUGACCGGGGCACAGGGCGACUUCCUGCUGAACGGGAACUUCGUGGUGAGCAUGUUCAAGCGCGAGGUCAAGGUGGGCGUGGCCGUGCUCGAGUACAGCGGCUCGGACCACGCGACGGAGCGCAUCAACUGCACCGACCGCAUACCCGAGGAUGUCGUGCUGCAGGUGCUGUCCGUGGGCCGCCUGCACAACCCGGACGUGCACUACACCUUCAACGUGCCCAUGGAGGAGCAGAGCGAGCGCUUCGUCUGGGACCCGUACGGGCCCUGGCAGGACUGCAGCCGCAUUUGCCAAGGCGAGCGCUCUCGCCGCGUGGCGUGCGUGCGCGAGGGAGACCGCCACCCCGUGUCGGAGCAGCGCUGCGCCGGGCAGCCGAGGCCCGCGGUGUCCCUGUCCGAGCCGUGCAACUCAGAGUGUGAGUUAAGGUGGCACGUGCUGGGCCGCAGCGACUGUUCGGCGGAGUGCGGCUCGGGUCACCGCACUCUGGAUGUGCGCUGCGUCCGCUACUCCGUCGGCGGGCCGGCCGCGGAGGAGCCGCCCGCGGCCGGAGGAGACGCGGCGGUGCCCGCGGGGAGGAGGGGCAGCCCCUCUCACCCGACGGACGACGCGCACUGCAGGGACCAGCCCAAGCCGUCCACGCGGGAGGCCUGCUACGGCCAGUGCAAGCUGGUGACGUGGAGAUACUCGCCGUGGUCAGAGUGCUCGCGGAGCUGUGGCGGGGGCGUGCGGGCGCGCGAGGCCGCGUGCGUCAGCGGCGCCGGCAGGCCACUGCGGCCCGAGGAGUGCGCGGGGCUGGCGGAGCGUCUCGCCAGCGAGGAGCCGUGCGGCCUGCAGCCCUGCCCGGCCUGGACACUCGGGGACUGGAGCAAGUGCCUGGUGACGUGCGGGCGCGGCGUGUCGAGGCGGCACGUCGAGUGCCGUGCCGGGGACUCGGUGCUGUCGGAGGAGAUGUGCGGCCCGGACGGGCGGCCGGACUCCGUGCGCGCCUGCCUCGGGCCUCCGUGUUCCACGUGGCAGGACGGACCGUGGGGACCGUGCUCCGCCACGUGCGGCCCCGGGUAUCAGAUGCGUGCCAUCCGCUGCAUCGAGGGCGAGCGAGGGGAAGCGGUGGCGGAGGAGCGGUGCAUCGCCGCCACCGCCCGGCCCAGCCACACGCAGGAAUGCACGGUGGCGGAGUGUGCGUUGCCCGUGGUGCCCAGCACACCAGGGCAUCCGACCCACCCGGACCAGACGCAGUGGAGGUUCGGCUCUUGGACCGACUGCUCGCGCUCAUGCGGGGAGGGCGUUCGCGAGCGCUACGUGAGCUGCCGCGACGCGGACGGCGACGUGGCCGAGGGGGCGGCGGCGUGCGCCCACCUGCCCCGGCCGCACGAGCGCGAGGCCUGCUCCUCGGGGCCGUGCACGCGGUGGCAAGCCUCCGCCUGGAGCCCGUGCUCCGCCACGUGCGGCCGUGGCGUGGAGUCGCGCCACGUGGCCUGCGUUCCCCUCGACGACCCCACCGGCGUCCACGCCGUCGCCGCCGUCACCGAGUGCCAGUCGGAAGAGCGCCCCAUCUCGGAGCGGGAGUGCUCGCCGGAGGCCUGCCCGCCCGAGACGAGGAGUAGGAGCGGAGGGGACGUCUCGAGGGAGGGUGUCGCGCGCCCACGCUCGGUGGCGCCCGCAGGGACCCCCUCGUCUGCUCUCCCGUCUCCUCCUGCUGCUGAUGACAUCGAUGACGCUGACCGCUGGAGGACUGGGCUUUGGGGACCCUGUUCGCAGUCAUGCGGCGACGGCGGCGUCCAGCGACGCCUCGUCGUCUGCCAGGACCCCGACGGCGAGCCCGGCGAUCGCUGCGACCAAAACUCACGGCCGCCGGAGAUGAGGCCCUGCCAGCAGCAGCAGCCGUGCGCCCUGUGGAACUUCGGCACGUGGAGCGCGUGCUCUCGAUCCUGCGGGGGCGGUGGCGUCCGGACGCGCCUCGUGCUCUGCCAGUCUCCGGAGGGACAGCCGCUCCCCGAGACGCGGUGCGACGCAGCAACGCGGCCGCCGCCAGCCGAAGCCUGUGCCGACGAGGGCCCCUGCGUGAGCCCCGGGGUGUGGCACCGCUCGUCCUGGAGCCCGUGCUCAGCGACGUGUGGACGCGGGACGCAGUACCGGGAGGUGCGUUGCCUCGCCGACGGCGGCCGGGGCGACGCGCUGCUGCUGCUGCUGCCGCCGGCCGACUGCGGUCACGUGGAGAAGCCGCGGCAGCAGAGACGGUGCCGGGCCGGUCGCUGCCCGCGGUGGAGGGCUUCCUCCUGGGGCCAGUGUAGCCGCACGUGCGGCGAGGGCGUGCGCGCGCGCCACGUGGUCUGCGCCGAGGGCGGCAAGGCGCCCGUGCGGGAUGAGAUGUGCCGCGCCGACGCGAGGCCUCCCGCCCACGAGCGCUGCUCGUCCGCCGCGUGCGACUUCAUCUGGGUCACGGGCGACUGGAGCGCGUGCACCGCGUCGUGCGGCCCAGGCUACCAGCAACGCCUCGUGUUCUGCUCCGAGACUCACGGCUCGACCGGCGAACACUUCCCCUACGGCUACGGGAGCCACAACCAGCCGCCCCGACCGGGCACCGCGGGGGGCGCCCCCCACUCCCCCCAAGGCACCGUCGUGGGGGGCCAGGAUGCUCGCCCGUCCUGCCCGCACCCCCGACCGCCCGGCACGAGGCCGUGCGACAUUCGCGAAUGCUCCUCCCCGCCGCCGAUGCCACCGCAGGCGGCAUUGCCCGUGCGGUGGAGGACCGGGGCCUGGAGUCAGGUGAGAGUGUCUUGCGGUGACGGCUGGGCCGAGAGGCCAGUACGGUGCCUGACGGGCGAGGGGCGUCCCAGCGAGGCCUGCCCCCCGGAAUCUCGGCCCACCACAAGGCAGCAGUGCCACGGGCAGCCCUGCGAGAAGGCUUCAAGCUGUGCUCACGUACAGAUCCUGCACGGGGCUAAGGAUGACGGGGAGUACCUCAUUAGCAUCGGUGGCAGAGAUGUGAAGAUAUACUGCUGGGGCAUGGAGUCGGCCAGUCCCAGGGAGUACAUCACGCUGUCAAGCGGCGAGGCAGAUAACUACUCGGAGGUGUUCGGAUACAGGUUGCACAACCCCUACGAGUGCCCCUACAACGGCAGCCGCAGGGAGGACUGUGCGUGCCGCAACGACUACCUGGCCGCCGGUUUCUCGGCCUUCAGCCGCGUGCGCCUCGACGUCGACACCAUGCAGAUCCUCACCACCGAUCUGCAGUUCUCCCGGACGCUUUAUGGACGCCCCGUGCCCUUUGCCACGGCCGGGGACUGCUACAGCGCCGCCCGCUGCCCACAGGGCCGCUUCAGCCUCAACCUCUCAGGCACGGGGCUCAUGGUGUCGGAGGCGACGCGCUGGGCGUCGCAGGGAAACUACGCAACCGUCGACGUCCUCCGAUCACCGGACGGUACGAAAAUAUACGGCAGGUGUGGCGGUUACUGUGGGAAGUGCAUCCCUCAUUCCAGCACGGGGCUCAGGCUACGGGUCGCAGCGUGACGCUCGGCCCAGCCUGCUACUGCUGGCCACGGAGUGAAGCUGUGGCAACUUGAGCUGGAAAGAAAAUCACCUGCAGAAGCAAUGCUACCUCGACAGUGGGACCUUUGGUGAAUCUACGCAAUGGUUCUUGCUGAAUUAUUUAUGUGUUUUGUUGUCGUAAUUUUCUUUUGAUAUUUUUUUACGAAACAAUGGUAAGCUUUAAAAAUAUAUAUAAUAUUAAUAAUUAUAGCUGUACAUGUGUACAUACUCCCAAGUGUAACAUACCAACGCUUAUCGCACAGACGUAUUUUGACUUUGUAUUCGUACGGUGCUCUUUUAUUUGUUUUUUUAAUCUGUACAGGUAAAAUGUAAUUGCCUUCCCUUGUAAGGUUGGCUGCUGUUGUUCGGUAUAAUUUAAUAA
Molecule: messenger RNA, 6812 nt
Organism: Lethenteron reissneri (Far Eastern brook lamprey)
Lineage: Eukaryota; Metazoa; Chordata; Hyperoartia; Petromyzontiformes; Petromyzontidae
Product: A disintegrin and metalloproteinase with thrombospondin motifs 20-like
Biological process (GO): extracellular matrix organization; proteolysis
Molecular function (GO): zinc ion binding; metalloendopeptidase activity
Source: RefSeq, a predicted model, not a curated record